GGGGCUCCGAGGGCCUGGAGCACGGCCGGGUCUAAUAUGCCCGGAGCCGAGGCGCGAUGAAGGAGAAGUCCAAGAAUGCGGCCAAGACCAGGAGGGAGAAGGAAAAUGGCGAGUUUUAUGAGCUGGCUAAGCUGCUCCCGCUGCCGUCGGCCAUCACCUCGCAGCUGGACAAGGCGUCUAUCAUCCGACUCACCACCAGCUACUUGAAGAUGCGGGCCGUCUUCCCCGAAGGUUUAGGAGACGCGUGGGGACAGCCAAGCCGCGCGGGGCCCCUGGACAGCGUCGCCAAGGAGCUGGGAUCGCACUUGCUUCAGACUUUGGAUGGAUUUGUUUUCGUGGUAGCAUCUGAUGGCAAAAUCAUGUAUAUAUCGGAAACAGCUUCUGUGCAUUUGGGCUUGUCACAGGUGGAGCUCACCGGCAACAGUAUUUAUGAGUACAUCCACCCUUCCGACCACGACGAGAUGACGGCCGUGCUUGCGGCCCACCAGCCCCUUCACCAUCACCUGCUCCAAGAGUAUGAGAUAGAGAGGUCAUUCUUUCUGCGGAUGAAAUGUGUCUUGGCGAAAAGAAACGCGGGCCUGACAUGCAGUGGAUACAAGGUCAUCCACUGCAGCGGCUACUUGAAGAUCAGGCAGUAUAUGCUGGACAUGUCCCUGUAUGACUCGUGCUACCAGAUCGUGGGGCUGGUGGCCGUGGGCCAGUCGCUGCCACCCAGUGCCAUCACAGAGAUCAAGCUGCAUAGUAACAUGUUCAUGUUCAGGGCCAGCCUCGACCUGAAGCUGAUCUUCCUGGAUUCCAGGGUGACCGAGCUGACUGGGUAUGAGCCGCAGGACCUGAUCGAGAAGACCCUCUACCAUCACGUGCACGGCUGUGACGUCUUCCACCUCCGCUAUGCACACCACCUCCUGCUGGUGAAGGGCCAGGUCACUACCAAGUACUACCGGCUGCUGUCCAAGCUGGGCGGCUGGGUGUGGGUGCAGAGCUACGCCACCGUCGUGCACAACAGCCGCUCGUCCCGGCCACACUGCAUCGUGAGUGUCAAUUAUGUCCUCACGGAUAUCGAAUACAAGGAACUGCAGCUGUCCCUGGACCAGGUAUCUACGUCCAAGUGCCAGGACUCCUGGAGGACUGCCUUGUCUACCUCACAAGAAACUAGGAAAUUAGCUAAACCCAAAAAUACAAAGAUGAAGACAAAGCUGAGAACAAACCCUUACCCCCUACAGCAAUACAGCUCGUUCCAAAUGGACAAACUGGAAUGCAGCCAGCUGGGAAACUGGAGAGCCAGCCCCCCGGCGAACGCCCCGGCACCCCCAGAACAGCAGCUCCAUUCAGAAAGCAGUGACCUUUUGUACGCCCCGUCCUACAGCCUGCCCUUCUCCUACCAUUAUGGACACUUCCCUCUGGACUCUCACGUCUUCAGCAGCAAAAAACCAAUGUUGCCGGCCAAAUUUGGGCAGCCCCAAGGAUCCCCGUGUGAGGUGGCACGCUUUUUCCUGAGCACCCUGCCAGCCAGUGGUGAAUGCCAGUGGCAUUACGCCAACCCCCUAGUGCCUAGCAGCCCGUCUCCAGCUAAAAACCUUUCCGAGCCGCCGGUGAACACUGCUCGGCAGAGCCUCGUGCCAAACUACGAAGCGCCCGCCGCCGCGCGCAGGUUCGGCGAGGACACCGCGCCGCCGCCGCCGCCGCCUCCACCGAGCUUCCCGAGCUGCGGCCACUACCGCGAGGAGCCCGCGCUGGGCCCGGCCAAAGCCGCCCGCCAGGCCGCCCGGGACGGGGCGCGGCUGGCGCUGGCCCGCGCGGCGCCCGAGUGUUGUGCGCCGCCGGCCCCCGAGCCCCCGGGCGCGCCUGCGCAGCUGCCCUUCGUGCUGCUCAACUACCACCGCGUGCUCGCCCGGCGCGGGCCAACAUUCGCGAACGCCAAGUAA
Molecule: messenger RNA, 1925 nt
Organism: Odobenus rosmarus divergens (Pacific walrus)
Lineage: Eukaryota; Metazoa; Chordata; Mammalia; Carnivora; Odobenidae
Gene: SIM2
Product: single-minded homolog 2 (Drosophila)
Exons: 12
Coding region: 57-1925 (622 amino acids)
Biological process (GO): regulation of transcription by RNA polymerase II
Molecular function (GO): protein dimerization activity; DNA-binding transcription factor activity, RNA polymerase II-specific; RNA polymerase II transcription regulatory region sequence-specific DNA binding
Source: RefSeq, a predicted model, not a curated record